CGAAAUUAAUUUGAGAAAUUCUCGUGCAGCAAGAUGAUGGACAUGCAGGAGAUCAAGGAGCGCCACCCUCGGUCUCAACGAAAUGGGGACGACGAGGGCGAGACAGACCACGCGGAGACGGAUCCUAUGGUAUCCAAUACGCCGGCGCCACGGCGCUCGCAGCCUGAGAUCUGGGUGCGUUUCGUAAUGGACAAGAUCUGGUCUGUUGCAUUCUUCAGCGUGGCGUGUCUGGGACUGUAUGAAGCCGAUUUUGUGUCGGAUCUACUGCACGCGCCCCAUGCCAACCGCAGUUUUGUGCACUUGGGUAUUUUGUUCGGGACGCUAUUGGGAGUCUUUGGCUGCUACAUUGAGGUGUACCGUAGCAUGAUCCUUGGCGAACGUGUUCACUAUGAGACUGCCAAGACAGCGACGCACGGGAUGCUGGUAUCUGUGUUGGCGUCUGGUUUCUUUUUGGCUUUUGGGAUGUGGCCCGUGUGGCACUGGCUGACGCUGCCGUACCUGUUCAUGUGGUCCUGGGGUGUGGUGGUGCAGCUACUGGUGAUUCUCCCGCCUGUUCUGCAACGAAUAGUGUUUGUCGCCGCGUACCUUUGGUUUAUGCACUCGUAUCUCUCCCUGUUCCUGAUUGGAGUGAAGUGA
This is a messenger RNA of Phytophthora infestans T30-4, 636 nucleotides long. RefSeq lists its product as uncharacterized. Lineage: Eukaryota; Oomycota; Peronosporomycetes; Peronosporales; Peronosporaceae. The record is from RefSeq and is a predicted model, not a curated record. The transcript is spliced from 2 exons. Bases 34 to 636 code for a protein of 200 amino acids.